AUGAAGAUAUCCUCUCUUGUCCAAACCCUCUUCUCGUUGUGCUUGGGGACAGCAUUGGCAGACCAACUCGCCAACUCGACGUAUUACAACCCAAUCCUCCCAGGAUGGCACUCAGAUCCAUCCUGCAUCCGUGUUGAUGACACCUACUUCUGUGUCACCUCAACCUUCAUCGCCUUCCCGGGGCUACCCAUCUAUGCAUCCAAGGAUCUUCGUAAUUGGCGACUCAUCUCCCACGGCUGGAGCCGCGAGUCCCAGCUCCCGGGCAUCAGCUGGAACACGUAUGGCCAGCAGGAUGGCAUGUAUGCAGCGACUCUGAGGUAUCACGAAGGGGAGUUCUUCCUCGUCUGUGAAUAUCUCGGCCAGGAGGACGGCAUCAUAGGCGUUCUGUUCAGGACCACGGAUCCAUUUAGCGAUGAUGCCUGGAGCGACCCGGUAACAUUCAAGCCUACCAAGAUUGACCCCGAUAUCUUCUGGGAUGACGACGGCAAGGUGUACGUCGCAACCCAGGGGAUCAUCCUGCAAGAGCUCAACCUAGAGACUGGCGAGCUGAGCCAGCCCCCAAUCUCCCUUUGGAACGGGACCGGCGGCGUCUGGCCAGAAGGGCCGCACAUUUACAAGAGAGACGGGUGGUACUACCUCCUCAUUGCCGAGGGUGGCACCGAGCUGGACCACUCCAUUACCAUUGCGAGAGCCAAGAGCAUCGACGGCCCGUAUGAAGCAUACGCAAACAACCCAAUCCUCACCAACCGAGGGACGGACGAGUACUUCCAGACAGUCGGGCACGGCGACCUCUUCACAGACACGGAGGGGAACUGGUGGGGGGUAGCACUCGCCACACGCUGUGGCCCCGAGUACAAGAACUACCCCAUGGGGCGGGAAACCGUCCUGUAUCCAGCCCGGUGGGAGGAGGGCGAGUGGCCCGUCCUCCAGAACGUCCGCGGCGAGAUGGAAGGGUGGCCCUUACCAGCCGAGGACAAGUCCGUCCCUGGGGAUGGGCCCUUCAACGACGAGGCAGACGACUUCGACUUCGGCGCCCCAUCCACGCUGCCGAAACAUUUCGUGCACUGGCGCGUGCCUCGGGAUGGCGCCUUUUCCUUCACGGAGAAGGGGCUGCAGAUCGUCCCCAGCAGGAACAACCUCACGGGCGUCCCCUACUCAGAGACGGAUGUCUUCUUGACCGGCCGCCGCGGGCUCUCCUUCGUCGGCAGGCGCCAAACCCAUACCCUGUUUGACUUCACCGUCGAUCUGGACUUCACCCCCCGCGAAAUCGGCCAGGAGGCAGGCAUCACCGUCUUCCUCACCCAAGCCAACCACAUCGACGUAAGCGUCGUGCUGCUCUCAGACGACGCAGACAAGACCCCAAAACUCUCCCUUCGCCUCCGCGCCGAGGGCACAGGCGGCCCGCCCCCCGAGAAAAUCGUAACCGUGCCCGAGGACUGGCUCAAGCGUUCCGGGCCGAUAAGACUGCGCAUCCAGGCCAAGGACCCCUUAUCCUACGAGCUCUCCGCGUCGAAGCGAUGCUCCGGCACACCCGACAUCGUGCUGGGCACUGCCUCCUCGGGGUUGGUCAGCGGCGGCAACGGGUCGUUCGUGGGGAGUCUCGUGGGGGCCUUUGCGACCUGCAACGGGGCCGGCGAGGGCGCGGACUGUCCGGGGGGAGGUCUGGCGAGCUUUAAAAGAUGGCGGUAUACGCCCGUCGCGCAGUUCAUUUCUGCUGAUGAGUCUGUGCCUUCUAAUUAG
Clonostachys byssicola is the source of this 1740-nucleotide messenger RNA. NCBI's taxonomy places the organism in Eukaryota, Fungi, Ascomycota, Sordariomycetes, Hypocreales, Bionectriaceae. The record is from the annotation of a GenBank genome assembly.